Messenger RNA from Zingiber officinale, 2053 nucleotides. RefSeq names its product iron-sulfur protein NUBPL-like. Lineage: Eukaryota; Viridiplantae; Streptophyta; Magnoliopsida; Zingiberales; Zingiberaceae. Gene Ontology annotation, molecular function: ATP-dependent FeS chaperone activity; 4 iron, 4 sulfur cluster binding; ATP binding. The transcript has 10 exons. Gene Ontology annotation, biological process: iron-sulfur cluster assembly; mitochondrial respiratory chain complex I assembly. Gene Ontology annotation, cellular component: mitochondrion. The coding region runs from base 768 to 1556 and encodes 262 amino acids. The record is from RefSeq and is a predicted model, not a curated record.
UGUUGGAGUGGCUUCAAACCAUACAGCACAAAUGCGACUAAAGGGUCAAUUGAUGGAAUUAAGGAUAUAGUUGCUGUUGCUUCAGGCAAGGGUGGAGUUGGGAAGUCCACCACUGCAGCGUACUCGGAGUAGGGUGAGCAUCUCUGUGCAGCAUAAGGGAAUAGCAAAAUGGAAGGAUUGAUGAUGUGCAAACACCAAGCAUGAAUGGAUCCAUAUAUGGAUUAUCUGAAUCCAGUAUGGUAACUGAGGUAGGGAUAAAGAAUCAUGCAAGUGGAAACCUUCAGAGGGGUUAGGACAAUGCCUUGUGACCGCUAUAUUGGAGGGUGUAUGUUAUCUUGCAUCUGGUGGGCGAAGGAAGAUUUGCUGAGCAGGAAGAUUUGGCCAUGCUCACGACCAUGGGCAAUGAAGACAAUUUAAAAGUAGAAAUGCAAAAUAAGGCUGCCUGAUGUUCCUUCUUUGACAAACACUAUAAUGAAGAGCCGGGGAAGGCGAACAUUGACUAUGAUUUGCACUUGGGACAACAAGCCAGUGCUUGACUAAUACAUAUCAACUAUAAUCCAAUUAAAAAAUGAAACAAAAAAUUGCUGUUUUUAUUAUAGCCGAAAAAAAAGAUGUUCAUGUAGAGGUGAAGAAAUGUACAUGUCAUGUGAAGCAAAGAAAAUAGGUGCAGAUGGAGAAGACAGUAGAUUGAGGUGGAGAAAAAUCAUUGUAGCAAACAUAAAUCACAUUCUAUUUGGUGUCAACAGGAGCUGUGGAGCAGACAUACUAUGCCAGACUUCUGUUUGGCGAGAGCAGGAGUUGUGGAGAACAGAAAAACAUGUAGAGUUAACUUGGCGGUUGUACUUGCCAAUACGUUUCAGCUCAAGGUUGGUCUACUAGAUGCUGACAUAUACGGGCCAUCCAUCCCUACAAUGAUGAAUCUCCAAGGAAAGCCAGAAGUGAGAACAGAUAUGAAAAUGAUCCCUAUUGAGAAUCAUAAAGUCCGGUGCAUGUCCAUUGGUUUUCUUGUUGAAAAAGAUGCCCCAAUUGUUUGGAGAGGUCCUAUGGUAAUGAGUGCUCUUGAGAAAAUGACCAGAGGAGUUGCUUGGGGAGAUCUUGAUCUCCUCAUUGUUGACAUGCCUCCAGGAACAGGAGAUGCUCAGCUGUCUAUUUCCCAAAGACUGCAAUUGUCCGGUGCUUUGAUUAUCUCAACUCCCCAAGAUAUUGCUUUAAUUGAUGCUCGUAGAGGUGCAAACAUGUUCCGGAAAGUUGAAGUUCCUAUUCUGGGACUAGUUGAGAACAUGAGUUGCUUCAAGUGCCCACAUUGUGGUGAAAAGUCUUAUAUCUUUGGAAAUGGUGGUACCCAAAGAACAGCUAAGGAGUUGGAUAUGAAAUAUCUGGGAGAGAUACCACUGGAGCAAGAUAUAAGAAGCAGCUCUGAUGAUGGUUUACCCAUAGUUCUGGCCGCACCUCAUUCUCAAGCUGCCAAAGCUUACACUGAUGUUGCUGAAAAAAUGACCGAACGACUGCAAGAGUUGGCAGUGGAAAGGCAACUAGGCCCGCAGAUCUUGUUGUGAUAAAUGGAGCUUCGAGUUUUGAAUUCCAAUCCAAAUAUAUUUGGAGGGAAAAGAUUUCGUGGAGGUAGCCUAGUAUCUAAAGAUCAUAGGAAUAUCAUACAAGAUUGAAUCCUAGAAGGUGAACCAUCUAGUGGAUGAUCUGAAUAAGACUUGAGUUGAGGGUUAGGAGCCCUACUCAUUGCUUGGCCAUGGAGAUCCAACAACCUGCAUUUUAGGUGUAUGAUCUCUCCAUGAUUUGUAGCGAUGUUAGUUUCAUAUUAUGAAUUUCUCUUUAUCCUUGUGCAAGAGUGUUUGUUAGUUAUGCUUCUCCGUGUUGUGAUUAUAGGAUGGUUAUUCUUCGGUUAAGGCGAUACUCUACUAGGCCGUGAAUUUGGGAGAGCUUGGGCAUCGAUCAACUCUUGUUGGUAUUUGAGAGUGACGUGCUUUUGUUGCCACGAUCUUUUCUUGUGUAGAAACAUGUUUAGAUAUUUGCUAUAUUAAUCUGGUAGAUUGGAAUU